GAGAGUCGACCAUCCAACCUUCUUAAACCCCAUGGGCCAUGGUUCCCAUCAACCAUUCAAACUCCAAACGCAGCUCCAGCAUUUAAAUUUCCCACCUCCCCGCACUCUGCAUCCCCGAUUGCCCGUCGCAGCUCCUCGCAGCCGCCGUCGCCAUGGGCACCCUCAUCGGCCACGUCGCGCCGGGCGCCGGCUUCCUCCUCAUCGGCCUGUGGCAGCUGUUCAACCACAUCCGGCUGUUCGUGCUGCGGCCCAGCUACUACGCCGCGCCGCUCUGGUUCCCCGCGCGCGGCGUCCGCCACCUCGAGCUCAUCCUCAUCAUCGUCGGCACGUCGGCGUCCAUCCUGAUGGAGCUCGUCAUCGGCCCCGCGAAGCACCAGCCGUUCGACGACGACGGCACCAUCCCGUCCGACCACCUCCACAACUUCGAGCACGCGUCCGUCUCGCUCGCGCUGCUCGCGUUCGCCGCGGUCACCAUCCACAUGGACAGGGUCCGGGCGCCCAUGCGGGACGCCGUGUCGCAGCUGGCCGCCGCCGCGGCUUUCGCGCAGGAGCUGCUCGUCUUCCACCUCCACUCCACGGACCACAUGGGCGUGGAGGGGCAGUUCCACUGGCUGCUGCAGACCGUCAUCGCCGUCACGCUGGCCACCACGCUGCUGGGCAUCCCGUACCCGCGGAGCUUCGUGGUGAGCCUGGUCAGGUCGGCGAGCCUCGUGCUCCAGGGCGUGUGGUUGAUCGUCAUGGGCGUCAUGCUCUGGACGCCGGGGCUCGUCUCCAAGGGGUGCUUCCUCAAUCACGAGGACGGCCACGACGUGGUCCAGUGCCGCACCGACGAGGCGCUCCACCGCGCCAAGGCGCUGGUCAACCUGCAGUUCAGCUGGUACCUGACGGGCACCAUGGUGUUCGUCGUCGUGCUCUACCUCCAGGUCAGCAGGCUGUACCCCGAGGAGCCGCAGUACUUGCCGCUGGUCAAGGGGAGACACGCCGGCGGCCGGUUCAGCAUCGGGGACGAUCGCGAGGACGAUGACGACGAGGAGGACCUGGAGGCCACGAAGCGUGGCUACGGGCACGUGGUCAGCGGUGGCACAAAACCCAUGGAGGUAGAGAGGUAAAACUGAAGCCGUAUGCCGUGUGAACGAUGAACGGAGGGAACGGUCAAGAUGCAGUGUCGUAUGUUACAGUGGGUAUAUGUUCAGUAGGAUUGGUGUGCUGUAGAUUGUAUUUUUUUUUCACUUUUGUGGAUUUGGUUUCACCGAGUGAACUGACCCGUAAAUGCGGGUGAAGUUCGUGGUUGGUCACUUUGAUUUGUUUAUUAUUUAACCUAGCUUGUUGUUCUGAUCAUCAGAGUACAAUGGAUUCAGGGUUGGCCUGUGGA
Aegilops tauschii subsp. strangulata is the source of this 1372-nucleotide messenger RNA. RefSeq lists its product as uncharacterized. Lineage: Eukaryota; Viridiplantae; Streptophyta; Magnoliopsida; Poales; Poaceae. The record is from RefSeq and is a predicted model, not a curated record.